AUGAGGGGCAUGGAGAAAGUAGCUAGGAGGUCAUUGCAGCCGUCCUGGUAGGCACUGAUCAGAUCACAGCAGUACAAAUGGCAAGAGUGAUCCGAUUCUGGAUACAUCUUAACAUAGAAGAACUAAGACUUUCACUUGAAUCUAAGUAGAUCUUUCUGGAGAAUUAUGGGCUGACUAUUCAUAUGGAAGAUUCCAUCCACCCCAAGAUUUUUCAUCAUCUUCUCAACCACCACCUUCUGUGGGUUGACCAGAUGCACAGGCAGUUCUCGGAAGGUUCCUGUGGUUCUGAAAAAGGCCCGUCCUGCCAGCACCACAUCUGGCCUCAGAGGGGACCCGGGAUCCCAUCCCACCGCGAGGAGUGCCUGCAAAAACGAAUGUGAGCAGUUUUUGGUGGCGCUGGUGGUAAAGAACCUGCCUGUCAGAGCAAGAGACGUAAGAGACCUGGGUUCGAUCCCUGGGUCAGGAAGAUCCCCUGUAGGAGGAAACGGCAACCCACUCCAGUACACAGAAGAAGUGCUGAGGCUGGGCCAUGGCGGAGCUGUGCCGCACGGAUUCCUCGCUGACCUCCCUGGACGAGGAGGUGCUGUGGGAGAUGAUGGAGGACCACCGCUGCAGGAUCGUACGCAGCAUCUGCCCCAGCCGUCUCACUCCCUACCUGCGCCAGGCCAAGGUGCUGGACCAGCUGGACGAGGAAGAGGUGCUGCACAGCCCCAGGUUCAACAACUCAGCCAUGAGAGUCGGGUACUUGUUGGAUUUGCUAAAGACUCGAGGCAAGAAUGGGGCCAUUGCCUUGCUGGAGAGCCUGAAGUUCCACAACCCUGAUGUCUACACCCUGGUCACCGGGCUGCAGCCCAGCGUGGACUUCACAAACUUCAGUGGGCUCAUGGAGACGUCCAAGCUGACCGAGUGCCUGGCCGGGGCCAUCGGGAGCCUGCAGGAGGAGCUGAGCCAGGAGAAGGGGCAGAAGGAGGCGCUGCUGCGGCAGUGCCAGCAGCUGCAGGAGCGCCUGGACCAGGCCGAGGCCCGCGCUGAGGGCCUGCGUCAGCUGGAGGCCGACCACAGCCGCAUGAAACGCGAGGUCAGCGCUCACUUCCACGAGGUGCUGAAGCUCAAGGACGAGAUGCUGAGUCUCUCGCUGCACUACAGCAAUGCACUGCAGGAGAAGGAGCUGGCCACCACGCGCUGCCGUGGCCUGCAGGAAGAGCUGUAUCUGAUGAAGCAAGAGCUGCAGCGAGAGAAGAUGUCUUCUUCCUGUGAGCGGGAAUUUCGAGAGCGGUCCCUGAAGAUGGCCAGUGACCUGGAGCCUGGAGACGAGGAGCUGAGCCGCCUGAAGGAGGAGAAUGAGAGGCUCCGCUCCCUGACCUUCAGCCUGGCGGAGAAGGACAUUCUGGAGCAGAAUCUGGACGAGGCCCUGGAGAGCAGGCAGGAGCUGGUGGACCGCAUCCACUCUCUGAGGGAGCGGGCAGUGGCUGCUGAGAGACAGCGAAAGCAGUACUGGGAAGAGAAGGAGCAGACCCUGCUCCAGUUCCAGAAGACCAAGGUGGACUGUGAAAUCUACAAGGAGAAGAUGAACGCCCUGCAGAGCCAAGUGGCCGAGCUGCAGAAGGAGCGAGACCAGGCCUACUCGGCGAGGGAUGGAGCCCAGAUGGAGAUUUCUCAGAACCUGACUGAGAAGGACGCCCUCCGCAGGAAGGUGUUUGAGCUGACGGACCAGGUUUGCGAGCUGCGCCAGCAGGUGCAGCGGCUGCAGGCGCAGGCCGAGUCAUCACCAGGGCCCAAGCAGGAGGCGGGGGUCAGGGAGCCCUGUCUGAAGGGGAAGCAGCGGCUGGUGCGCAUGUUUGCCCUCUGCCCGCGGGACGACAGUGACGGCAGCUCCUCUGAGUCUCAGCUCUGGUCUGACCUGAGCGCCACGUCCAGCCGAGAGCUGGUGGACAGCUUCCGCUCCAGCAGCCCUGCGCCUCCCAGCCAGCAAUCCCUAUGCAAGCGGGCCACAGAGGGCUUCUGGGAAGACUCCUGGCCUUCCAGCAGCUGCCCAGAAAUCCUGGAAGUGGAUCAGGGAGGUUCCCUGGGUGCUAAGAAGAGCAAUGCAGACUUGGAUUUUGAGAUUGUAGACCGGGCAGACCUCCCUGAAUCUGAGAACAGCCUGCUGCCAUCUUCUGGGGACCUCUAUCUCUCCACCAGCUGCUUCCCAGUGAGGCGGAGGCCGGCCCGCAAGAUCCUGAGCCAGGUCACGGCGCUGGCCUUCCAGGGGGGUGCGCUGCUGGAGCAGAUAAGCGUUAUUGGCGGGAACCUCACGGGCAUCUUCAUUCAUCGGGUCACCCCGGGCUCUGUGGCAGAUGAGAUGGCUUUGCGCCCCGGCACCCAGAUUGUCAUGGUGGAUUACGAGGCAACCGAGCCCUCGUCCAAGGCUGUCCUGGAGGGCAUGACCCUGGAGCGGGCCAUCGGACUUCUCCGGAGGGUGAAUGGCUUCUGCUGUCUGUCAGUGAAGGUCAACAUGGAGGGUUAUAAGAAGCUGGUCCAGGACCUGGAGGCCAAAGUGGCCACGUCAGGAGACUCCUUCUACAUCCGGGUCAAUCUGGCCCUGGAGGGGCGGGCGGAGGGAGAGCUUCAGGUGCGCUGCAACGACAUCCUGCACGUCACAGACACCCUGUUCCAGGGCAGCAGCUGCUGGCACGCCCACCGCGUUGGCCCCUACAGCACCAAGGGCACGGAGCAUGGCACCAUCCCCAACUACACACGGGCUCAGCAGCUGCUCAUCGCCCUCCUCCAGGACAUGGCUCAUCAGAGCACCAUGACCCGCAAGCAGCCUUCUGGGGGAGCCCAGAAGUUGGUCCGCAUUGUCAGUAUGGACAGAACCAAGGCCAGCCCUCUGUGGUCAAGCUUUGAAGGAAGCCAGUCGGACCCGAGCCGGGUAGAAGACCCCUCCACUGUGUGCUUUUGGACCGAGAGCUGCUUCACCCUGGUGCCCUACACCCUGGUGCACCCCCACAGGCCCAGCCGGCCCCGGCCCGUGCUCUUCGUGCCCAGGGUGGUCGGGAAGAUCCUGAUUGAGAAGCUGUGCCUCUUCCAAGGGUUUAAGAAAUGCCCAGCAGAGUACUUGAGCCAGGAAGAGUAUGACACCUCCAGCCAGAGAGGGGACAUCAUCCAGGAGAGAGAGGCAUCCGGUGGCCUCUACUGUGUCACCCGCAGAGCAGUCGAGUCCCUCAUGGGAAAGAACACCCACGCCCUCCUGGACAUCCAACUGGACAGUGUCUGUGUCCUGCACAGGAUGGAGAUCUUCCCCAUCAUUAUCCAUGUCUCCGUCAAUGAGAAGAUGGCAAAGAAAUUCAAGAAGGCUCUGCAGCGGCUAGGUACCACAGAGGACCAGUUCCUGGAGGCCGCCAGGCAGGAGGAGGCUGAGCUGGAUAAAGUGCCCUGUCUAUAUAGCAGCCUGGCCCCUGAAAGCUGGAGUGACCUGGAUGCCCUGCUCGGCUGUGUCCGCCUGGCCGUUAUGGAUGAACAGAAGAAGGUCGUGUGGACAGAGUAGAGGCCUUGCUGAUGGCCCCUGUGUCAUGAACAAAUUUAGAAAAUGAACUUUGAUAUAUUUUACUAAAAUAAAAAGCUUUUACAGAA
This is a messenger RNA of Dama dama (fallow deer), 3612 nucleotides long. RefSeq names its product caspase recruitment domain family member 14 (gene CARD14). The record is from RefSeq and is a predicted model, not a curated record. The coding region runs from base 530 to 3526 and encodes 998 amino acids. Gene Ontology annotation, molecular function: protein binding. The transcript has 24 exons. Lineage: Eukaryota; Metazoa; Chordata; Mammalia; Artiodactyla; Cervidae. Gene Ontology annotation, biological process: regulation of apoptotic process.